UGGCCAUUUUCUCUCUACUUCGAAGAUUUCACCGAAUCAGUGAGGAUUCAGUAAUACACCUGUCGUUAAGACUAAUUAAUGAAUUAAUACGUUUUUGACGACUGGCUAUGGAAGCUCCUGCAUAAUAUCACGUGUUAACGAUUCAUCUGUACAAUAGGUCUACCAAUAGGACAAAAAAAUGAAAAAGGGACCGUUGCAUUUUUUGGGUCGAAAGAACCAGUCUCUCUUCGAUACCAAUAUUAAAAUCAAGGAGAUGGACAAUGUUGAGCUGGUGUUGGAUUCAUCAGCCAUUCCUGAAUCAGGCACUGCCAAAGUGAGGUCCAGACCCGCAGUCAAGCACUACAUGUCCUCCUCUGAUGUUGUGCAAGGGUUUGCUGUCCCAACACCCAAAGUUCCUGUCCUCCCCCCUUUCAACAGUCCAAAGAUCAACAGGGCAGUAAAUGCCGAUCGGUUUUCCAAUGGAUCAGCUAUAUCUGUGCCCGAUUUGGUGGAUGGGGAGAUAUUUAUUCCACCUCCCCCUACAAUGGCACCCCCACCCCCCCCCCACCCAUGUUCAUCCCUCCCCCACCAGAUUUCUUGGGUGACUUGGACUCCCUUCACCCUCCCUCCAUGCCCCCUCCAAAACCUCCAUCAGUGGUUCUGUCUAAAGAGUACGAGGAUUUCACCUCCCUGAAACCUCCACUAAUGCGCCCCCCCGAAGCCCCCGUCAACUUCCUCCAGUGCUUCUAGUUCAUCUUUGUCCAUUUCUACACCAACACCAGUCCCUGAUUUUACUGAGCCCCCAAAGUUUGCCCCUCCACAGCCCCCUAUAGACAUGAGACAAGCUGCUCUGAAAGCCCUGAAGACCCCGCCUCCAAAGCCAACAAGGCUGUCCUCCAUCCACAGCAUGGACGAAGCCUCCCAGGUUCCAGCCCAAGCUUCCCCAGUACAGACCCCGACACCCUCCAGCUUCAACCCCCAGAACACAGCUAAGCUCUACAGUGUUCCUAAGACUGGCAUUCUGGGUAGACAGUUGGACCGUGACAAUAGGCCCAAGCAGAUCCUACUCCUCCAGGUCAAUGGGAAAGACCCCUCUGUGGCACCACCAGGUAAGCCAGCCCAGAGAAAUAGCUUGGGUAUGCGGCUGGAGCAAAACCUGCAGGACUUAAAGGAAAACUUGCAAGCCACCCUUCCAGGCCAACCCACCCCACCCGAGACUUGGGAGGAAGUGGAGUCUUUGUCUUUAUCAGCACAACAGGGUAUGAAUAAACAUGCCGUAGUACCCCCUAAAAUGUCACCCAAGCUUCAGAAGGUGGUCACUGCCCCUGUAAACACAGAGGCUAGCCAGGUCAAGCAGGAAGCGUCUCCAGGCCGGAAUAACAAGUUCAGUCCUAUGCUGGACAGUAAACUACGCAACCUGAAGGCCAGUGAUGUCACUGGGAUGAGGGACGGUCCUGCCGCUUCCCCCCUGGCUCUUCUCAUGGCGGCUAAAGAGCGAGAGAGGCACAGGUCCAGUCUUUCCCUUGAAAACAGCACAAAGAGUAAUGAGCCAUUAGCCAGCAUCCAGCACAGUGAAUGCAAUCCCAAUUCUUUCACCGUCAUCCCUAGGGCCACCUCAUUCACUUCUGUAACCUCACAACAUAAACCACAGUCUGUGGUCCCACUGGAGGCCACAGUGGUAAUCCAGAUUCCAGCAAAACCCCAGAAUAUUGAGUCAGCGGUGAAGGGGCCAAUUGCAAAUCCAGUAGUUAAAAGGAUUCUGCCCACCUCUAGGUCCUCAUCCUCCAGCAGUCUAGCCGUGGAGAAGCAAAGUGGAGAGCAGAGGAUUGAUUCACCCUCUAGCCCUGUCAGGGAUGACGAGAACCUAUGCAUGCCAUUACUCCCUCCCCCUCCCGAAUUCGAUGACCAUGAUGUCGUGGACUCUCCUCCCAGCUCACCUCCACCUGACCCUCCACUGAAGAAGGUCCUGCCUCCCACUCCCAGCCCUGUCCUUCCAGUCCUGUCCUCUACUGCCAACCCUGUCCUUCCUGUCAAAACUCCCUCGCCUCCCCCCCCAAAACCUAAAUCUCCAAGCCCUCCCAAAUUCCCACCUCCUGUCAUGGAGAUCAAACCCAAACUGCCUGUUCAGAUCAAACCCAAGCCACCUCCCACCCAGGCCCUCUCCUCCCUCUCAGCCAGCCAGGCCACACUCCAGAGCAUCCUGCAGAAGAAGAUGCUAGAGAUGGACUGCAAAAUGGACAACAAAAUGCUGGCCAUGAAGGAAACAGACUCUGAUGACUGGGGGUCUCCCUUGUCUGAGGAGACCAAGUUCCCGGUUGUCCCCAGAGUCACCAUGAAAAACUCUGUUAUCCCUGCAAAGAGCAAGAGUGCCACUGUGCCAGCCAUAACACAAGGACUUGACAUGAAGGAGCUGGACACAAAAAUGGCCAUGAAAGGUCAGGGUUUGUCAGAGCCAUCAAGAGUUCCCACAAGCAAUGGGCCACGGUCAAAGCAGGCAUAUGGCAUGACUUUCAUGGUACAACCCGGAACCAAACAACCAAUCACAGUUGUCAGCAAAUGAGGAUCCAACUCAAUUAUACCACAUACUGUACCAUACAGCCCCUGUCAAGAGCAAGGACAAUGGAAAGAGAGCACCUUAAAAUACUGCUAAAAAUGGAUAUUUCCAAUAAAACACUAAGCAUGUAUGCCAAGGAUGUUUUCACCAAGCCCCUGGAGAAAAUACAAGGUGCUAAGCAUUUGUCUAGAAAAGGUUUUGCUGUACCACAGCACAUAAACCUGCCCCCCAGAGGUGGGGUCAAAUAGCUUCUUGUCUAGGUGCCAAAGUCUAGAGUGGACUAUUGGAACAGCUUUCAACAGUAUCUGACUGCUACAGUUUAAAUCAGUGCUAGUACACAUUGCCUUAUUUUUUACCUAAUAGAUUCAAAGCAGAUUGUGAGGCUGUUUUAAAAAUAGGAGCUGUAAUUUGCCAGCCUUAAUAUACACUGAAUAAUGUCAUGCAUAAGGAUAUUUUUAUAAAUGUCUUGAAGAGUUACUAUACGGAUGUGUACAGAUUGUUUUUGCUUAUGUUUCCAUUGUGUCAAAGUACCUGUAUAUUUUUAAAGCAUAAAGGGAAUUGAACUAGUCUACUACAAUACAUUACGGACAAAUGUAUAUUGUUCACUAUAUUACACUUAAGGGUGCAACAACUAUGUAAACUGUUUAUCUUUUGAUCUUCUACUUCAGUCAGGUGAGCAAGAUAUGUUCCAGGUACACCAGCCCCAUUAACAAAAAUAGUUUGCUCCUACAGACAGUCAAGCGGCCGUGGUUUGUUAUAUAACUGAACAUUAGAAUGGGCAGAAUGAGUGACCUAAGCAACUAUGAGCGAGGUAUGAUCGUCAGUGACAGGUGCACCGGUUCCACUAUAUCAGAAACAGCCAGCCUCCUGGGCAUUUCAUACACGACAGUCUAUGGUUUACUGAGAAUAGUGCAUUAAACAAAAACAGAUCCAGUCAGCAGCAGUCCCGUGGGCGAAGACAGGUCGUUGAGAGGUCGGAGGAGAGUGGCAAGAUUCGUGAAAGUUAACAGGCAGGACACAAACCGGCAAAUAACGGUACAGUACAACAGUGGUGUGCAAAACAGCAUCUCAGGACGCACAACUAGUCUGUCCUUAUAGUAGCAGACGACCACACCGGGUUCCACUCGUAUCAGCUAAAGCAGGUCCAGUGGGCACGCGAUCAAACACUGGACAAUUGAGUGGAAAACCUUGCCUGAAAAUUAUAUUUCAGAUGGUGUCAAUUUAAUUGAUUCAUUUUGGAGUAGAAUGGUCUUAAGUCACCAGGAGUGACUUAAACAGUUCAAAUAAAUAUGGAGAGGUAUGCCCCUGCACGCUA
Molecule: messenger RNA, 3848 nt
Organism: Oncorhynchus gorbuscha (pink salmon)
Lineage: Eukaryota; Metazoa; Chordata; Actinopteri; Salmoniformes; Salmonidae
Product: pollen-specific leucine-rich repeat extensin-like protein 1
Exons: 5
Coding region: 815-2539 (574 amino acids)
Source: RefSeq, a predicted model, not a curated record